CCGCCGGAUGUGUUUCUGGAAUUCGUAGAACCGAAAACAAACCGCUGCGCGCACGCUUCCCUUGACUUUCAGAUGUCGGGAGUUUUUCCGGGACUUUUCCUGCACCAACCCUCACUCCGCCACCCCUCUGCUACAAAACUACAUCCGGAUCGCUUGUUCGCGGCUGCUCGCUGGUGGGUAGGGGGCCUGGUGACUCCGGCGUCGGGGGCGGGUUCGCGUGGUCCCGGUUUCGCGGUACAACCUUCAUUUCAGGCGCACGAGCUGGCAGGUGACAACAAGCUUCGGAAUGCUAAUCACGUCUGAAAAAAACCUGGGGUCGAGAUAUGAUCAACAGGGCGGUGCAAUCUGUCGCACAGGGUGGGUGUACAACUGGGGAUAUGUAUUUGACGGCAAAACAGAAGAUUACCUGCUACCAUUGAUAAUAUGCUUAGUGUUUCCCGGGAAUUGGGAUUCUCUUUCGAGAUGCUUAUUCUACGGAAUAGACCGGACAUCUUGUUUCGCGUAGCAUUAAGAACGGGUAGCUUGGCGCUUUCCACCAUUGCCGCCCGCUGCGCAGAGGCCCUGCUUAAGCAUCACGUACGUGGCAAUUGGUCCACUGUGCAUACAGUCAACUUUGAUUAGUAAACUAGUACUGUCAAGGAGAGGAUCACGAAUCAGGGGUAUUGGGAUGGCGGUAUCUGGGUUCGUGGUGGGCUUGCCAUGUACCGGUAUUCGGCUUCGCGUAGAUCCGCGACUAAGAGCCAUGAUAGAUAUUUCUUGGGGAGAGUUCCUGAAGACGGUGUGCCUCGUUGGGGCUUUGUUGGGGCUUUGUUGCUCUACGACUAACCUAUAGGGAUACUUCUGUGGCGAUGGUUUGUGUCCGGGUUGUUGGAGAUAUAUGAGCAUCGCGAGAAUCUGCUGGAGUGGGUUGAGUGGUCACAUGCUGCUGAUCAGGCUACGGUACCACGCAUAGGCUUUCUCUAUAUCUGUGGGCGAACUUUUAGCGGAUGGAGGGUGGAUGCUGGUGGGUUUGAUAUUAGAUUGGUAAACACUCCCAUCAAUCAUCAUGAAUAUGCACUAGGGCGAUGGGCAGAUCACAGACUAGUCUACGCUGCUGACUUCUAUCUGGUCCAAGUAGGGAACAAAUCCCUUGAUUUAGGG
Tuber aestivum (summer truffle) is the source of this 1140-nucleotide messenger RNA. The record is from the annotation of a GenBank genome assembly. Lineage: Eukaryota; Fungi; Ascomycota; Pezizomycetes; Pezizales; Tuberaceae.